AGUUAUCAGUUGGAACAUGACAAUGAAUUAAAAGAUUCAUUUGUAAAGAAUGAUCAGGGACCUUACCAGAACUGUUUGAAGGCUUGGCAGAAGAUAAAAAAAGCUGAAUCUUCAAACUGUACUAGGUGUGAAGACAAUUUGGUCCUAGCUUUUCAUAAAAUGUAAGUUACUAAUAUUCUGCAGUAUAAUUAAUAGUGAGUAAAAUAUUUCAAAAUAACACAUGGACAUAAGAUAGGGAAACUCAAAUUCAUAUCACAAAUUUAUUGACAUAGAGGCAAAUACAAGAGGGUGUGGGGUAGGGGAUUUAGUCUUCAGAAAAACUCGGUGCUCUCAAUUUAACCAUCAAUGAUCUUUAUGUCAGUUUUCUCUUACUACUCAUAGGUAACUUAAUGAAACAUUGGUUAGGACUAGGAUAAUAUAAGGGGGACUGCAUAAAGCUGUGUGAAGUAAAUAAAUAGUGGAACAAGAUAUGUUUAGUUUUGAAAAAAGACAUAAUCAUUAAAAGAAGUUUCUUCCUAAUGCCUUCUGCAGCAGACAAUAUAAAACGAGAAAUAAUUUAUUUAAUAUUUAAAAAACUUAAGUGUUCCCACCAGAUCACAAUGUAGCUCUCUGUCUCUAAGAAUGAUAAUCUGCAAUUUUUUAUUAAUUAAUAUUAUUUAAAAUUAAUUUAGUUUUGAUCAACAUUUUUAAUAUAAUUUUAAAAAAAAUUUUUAUGUAGUUUAUAAUAAUGCAUCUACGGAUCUAGAAUGGCAGCCACACUUGAUGAUUAUGAGGUCAUUGCAACCAUUGGAACAGGUUCUUAUGGAACAUGCAAGAAAAUUCGCAGAAAAAAGGAUGGGAAAGUAUGUAAAAUUAGAUACUUUAAUAUUUUUUGCAAUGCAAUUAAGAAUGUAUUACUAUUUAUAACAAUGAGAGGACCACAUGGUCAGCAAAAAUUAACAAAGUGAAUGAAGUUUCUCCCCUUCAAGAUAACUCAUCAGGUAAAGACAAUAAAAACCUGAAAGAUGUAGAAUUAACUGCAACAAGGGUCAAGGGGAAUAUUGUUAAUACUGUCUAUAUUGCUUAGAAGAGUGCAUGAAAUGUACCACUCUCAGAUCUUUAACCCUUGACCUAUAAACUAUAACUGAAUAAAACAAAUAUCAGUAAUGUAAAUGUGUUUUAUUCACAAAUUUAAUCAGUUAAAAUGUUGUUUUGUUCAUUGAAACAAACAAUUUCACAUUUUUCCAUUAUAAAUUUCCAUAGGGUUAACCGUUGACUUUAACCUUUACUUAUACGGCCUGAGUAAGAUCUGUUAAGACUUUAAUAAUGUAAUUGAAAUGAUUUGACAUGAUUUAGAAAGAGCAAAGCUGAAUAUUGAUAGUUUUAAUUAAAUGAAAAACCUGUAGAAAGGAAUUUGAAAUUUAAGAUGAGUGUUUAAUAGCUAGCUCCUGUAAGGGUAAUUCUCAUAUUAUGUCUUCCUAUCAGAUCAUGCCUCUGCUUUUACAUUAUUUCUUAUCUUUUAGAUUAUGCCAUGUCUAUUAUAGGCCUACCAUGCCUUGCCUCUCAGAUCAUGCCUCUGCUUUUAUAUUAUUUCUUACCUUUCAGAUCAUGCCUUGCCUAUCAUAUCAUACAAUUCCUUCAGAUCAUGCCUCAUCUAUCAGAUCUUGACUUAACUAUCAGAUCAUGCCUUGGGAAUCAGAUGAUUCCUUACCUUUUAGAUCACGGCUUACCUUGCAUAUGAUUCCUUACCUUUUAGAUGAUUCCUUACCUUUCAGAUGGUUCCUUACCUUUCAGAUGAUUCCUUAAAUUUCAUAUCAUGCCUUACCUUUUAGAUAAUUCCUUACCUUUCAUAUGAUUCCUUACCUUUCAAAUCAUGCCAUACCUUUCAUAUGAUUCUUUACCUUUCAGAUGGUUCCUUACCUUUCGUAUGAUUCCUUACCUUUCAAAUCAUGCCAUACCUUUCAUAUGAUUCCUUACCUUUCAGAUGGUUUCUUACCUUUCAGAUGGUUCCUUACCUUUCAGAUGAUUCCUUAAAUUUUAAAUCAUGCCUUACCUUUCAGAUGAUUCCUUACCUUUCAGAUCAUGGUGUGGAAAGAAAUGGAGUAUGGAUCAAUGUCAGAAAAUGAGAAGCAGAUGUUGGUAUCUGAGGUCAAUCUCCUACGAGAACUACGUCACCAACAUAUAGUCAGAUACCAUGACCGUAUCAUUGACCGUAACAAAACUAUCAUUUAUAUCAUCAUGGAGUAUUGCCAGGGUGGGGAUCUGGCCUCCAUUAUUGCUCGUCAUCGUAAAGAUGGGUGAGAUUUUAUUUUUUUAACUUGAAUAUAUAGGGUAACUGUUGACUCUGUAAAUUAAUUGCUUUUAUUAACUUUUAUAAUAUUAGUAUAAGAUGUAUCAACAAAUGUUUGAUUUUAACAGCAAUGAGUAAAAACAUCCUAAAAUAAUUCAAGUUUUUUUAUUUUACUCUCAAUGUAGAACGCACGUCCCAGAAGAUUUUGCUUGGAAAAUACUUAUUCAGACAACACUGGCCUUGAAAGAAUGUCACCGCAGAAAAAAUGGCAAAGCUGUUCUACACCGAGAUCUCAAACCCGCUAAUGUAUUCCUGGACAUGGAUUCCAAUGUCAAACUGGGAGAUUUUGGUCUAGCUCGUGUGCUACAUCAUGAAACAAGCUUUGCUCAGACUUAUGUUGGAACACCUUAUUACAUGUCUCCUGUAAGUCUUCUUACAUGUCUUCUGUAAGUCUUAUUACAUGUCUCCUGUAAAUCUUCUUACAUGUCUUCUGUAAGUCUUCUUACAUGUCUCCUGUAAGUCUUCUUACAUGUCUUCUGUAAGUCUUAUUACAUGCCUCCUGUAAGAGAGGGUGGAGAGGGCUGAGAAUAAUGGAGGAUUCGAUGGGGAACAGUUGAAGUUGGAGUGCAAGGGGUAAAAAGUUUGUUUUAGAAGUUAGAAGGUGGGGUGACGAUGGUGAGAGUUCUGUAGGGCCUGAUCGGUCAUUAGGGCUGGGUGGGUCAGUAAGGCCCGGUGGGUCUGUAGAGCUGGGUGGGUAUAUAGGGCAGGGUAUUUCUGUAGGGCAUGGUGUAUCUGUAGGGCAGCGUGGGUCUGUAGGGCAUGGUGGAUCUGUGGGUCUGUAGAGCCGGGUGGGGAUAUAGAGCAGGGUGGGUCUGUUGGGCUAGGUGGAUCUCUAGGGUAGGGUGGGUCUGUAGUGCAAGAUGGGUCUGUAAGGAUAUUAUGUAAAAAAUGAUGGUCCUUAUCUAGGGAAGAGGCAGGAAAUGGCAUCCCCAUCUGCAUCUCAAAGGUUAUAAUAUUAGCCCAAUGUCACAUUUACAAUGACAACAAGCAUUGUUUCAAACAAUGUAAUAUAGCCAAUCUAUUGAAUAUUUAUUCAUUGUUAGGAACUUGUCAACAACAUGUCUUACAAUGAGAAGAGUGACAUCUGGGCUUUGGGGUGCAUGCUCUAUGAACUCUGUGCUUUGACCCCACCGUUCACUGCCUCAAACCAGAGUGAACUCAACAGGAAGAUUAGGAUAGGAGACUUUCCUCGUCUGCCGCCCCAGUACUCUAUGGAGCUUGAUAUGAUGAUACGAAAGUUGAUACAAGUGGAGGUAAGGCGGUCAGCAAUUUAAAAAAAUAUCUUGAAAGGAAGCAAAAAGAUUUUAAAUUGUUGACACUUGUAGACUUUUACUGCACCUGGUACUAAGAAAAUGCCAUACAUGCGAUCCUUCGUACAAUGGAGAUAACUUUGUGGCCUCUCAUCUGAUUUCAAUUUCUUUAAAGAUAUCUUGUUGAUUAUAGAAUUAUCUGCUUUUAAGUUUAAGUUUAAAAAAUCUUGUUUGUGAAUCACAGAAAUGUCUGAUCAAUCUUUAAAAAAAAUACUUUGCAUAGUUUCAUUAGAAUUUUUAGUAACAACAUUCUUCUACUGCCAGGUCGCUAAGCGUCCGAGCAUCGGAUCAGUCUUGGCAGAUGCCUUAAUCCAGAGCAAAAUGAAAAUUCUAAAUCAGAAAAAUUUCAACAAAGCGGUAGCAGCCAUACCUGAAAAAUCUCUAAUGAGUGGAUCUGGGGAUGCAACCAGGAUAAAAAAAGAAGAUUUGCUGGCCAAGAUGAGGCUAUUGGAGCUUAAGGAGAAGGAGUUGGAAAGUAAGUGAAUCUGCCUUAAGCACAUUUAUGAAAAUGGUAGAUUUAAAGUUCUUCAGUUCUUCUUUGUUUCACCCAGAAGGUUAUUUUAAUAGUUUUAUAUGUUUGAAAAUCAGUCCAACAAAUAUAACAAAAUAUGUAUUGAUAUUGCAAACUUAUUAUUUUUUAAAACAUGAAAAAAUGUACUGGCAAUAAAAAAAAACAACUUAGUUCUUGAAAGAGAUACAGAGUGUUGAGAUUCUGAAGUACUGGUAUCACCCAAGGUGUUUUCUCGGAGGUUUUCCCAAAUUGUUUCCUGAGGUUCUUUGUGAUAAACUGAUUUUUUGGAUCACUGAACUCUCCCACAGAAAGGUUGCAUUAAAGUUAAAGAAGUUAGUGCACAGAGUACAAUAUAUUCCUACAAUGUAUAUUAGUAUGUGAAGAGGACCAACGCAAUAUUUGACAGCAAGUGCGGAGGUGGCUUGACAGUCCUAUUUGUGCCUGGAAAGCUUGCAAGCAUGUAGGACACACAGGUUCUUGGGUCAAAGAAGGAUUAGGGGUGAGGGGGGGGGUCUACUUUUGCUUGUUAUGCCCUUUCUUUGGGCGUGAGAGCUACCAUUACUCACAGAAGAUUGUGCUCCAAUAGUGAGUCCCAUGAGUUCAGGUCCACGAUAUCCAUGGAUUUGAGGGACACUUAUCUUACAGUAUAGAUACACACUUGUGAUGCUUUAUUUUACCAUGUGUUAACCUGUAUGUAUGCUGCAUGUUCUUUAGCGAUUAACUGAUUGAUGACUGGGAUUUUUUUUCUGCAAAAAAGAGGGUCAUUUCCAAAAUUAUGUGACUGGUGCUCUGAAUAAACUCUGUGGUCACUUUGUCUUUGCAGUCGUGUAUUCUGCAACAGAUAUUAACAAGUCUGGUUAAGUGUCUAGGUUUUGCCUAGAUUAUGCGAUAGGGGUCGGGAUUAUUUACCGGAUCUGUAUGCUUAUGCUCCAUGCCAUGCCGACUGUGUGUGAUAAUUAUUUAAAAUAAGACAGGGGCAGUUUAACUUAUAAUGAAACCACAUGCUAGCUUACUCACAUAGAAAAAUUGUGUAUUUUUUUCAUAUCCUAUAAUUAUGUGAAAUUUUACAGGUAGAGAACGAAGUCUAGCUCUCAGGGAAAAGGCAGCUGAAGAAAAACUGAGGAGGUAACGGUUAAUAGACAAUUUUAAAAAUUUUUAUGACACGAAAGCAAAAAUUAGUUGUGAAAAACUUCUCGUAUCAUAGCACUUUAUAUCUUAUGUAUGAUGGAGAUUUUUCCCUCUUGUGAGAAAAUUCUAAAACUAAUGACAAAAUAUCUGAGGACUGCUCAUUCUUUGUAAUAACAUACUACCAGUAUUCUUAUAUUUUAAGGAAAAUAAUUUUUAAAAUUCUUAGAUUUAGGACACUGAAUCAACUACUAAUACAUUAAGUGCUAUAUUUUAAAGUUUAUAAAGGGCCUUGUUUAGACAGAAUAGGGCACAUGUUCUCAGUACAUAGGGCCAUGGGUUGGGAAUUAGUGGAAUUGAAUUUUGACAUGGUAUUUUCUUUUUCUAACUUCCUUUUAACUUCAUAUGGCUGAGAUGUAUUUAUAUUUUGGUGAGGUUUGAGAAUAUAAGUAUAAUAUUUAGCUACAUAUAUCUCAAUCUUGCGGGUAGAGAGAUGAAAUGCAUUGAUUUAUAACAGUAGACCAGUGAUAGUUAGGUCUAAGAUGUCCAUCUUUGUUGUUAUUUUUCAACAAUCAAUAUAUUUAAGAUUUGAAAAAUAUCUUCAUAACCCAUAUAUUUUACAUCCCCCAAUCACUUUGUGUUUAGAAAUGAGCUUGAGCAUCUCUUAAAUCCCUUACCUUAUAAGAAUAUUACUAGAUUUGGGUCUGAACAAAUCAAAAUCAUAGUUGCUCAAGGAAUUCCUUUGAAGUGUGUCGAUAAAUUAAUUUUCAAGAAAAUCUCCUUGAAAAAUUUGCUGUCUAUAUUUUCUGUGUCUGUUUGCCCAGUGGCAGGUUUUAGAACGAUUAGAAGCAAAGGUUCUUUUUCUCACCAAUAAUUUGACUUUACUUAUCUAGAGCCAGGGAGUUGAUGGAAGAAUACCGCCACCGUAGUGACAGUGCCGCAUGUGGACCAACGCCAAGAACUCCAUCACUCUCUCCAUGUCCAGGUAGGCGACGAGUGGUUCCUUCUUCCCACCCUGCUAUGUGUGCAACCCCCUUUCCAAGCUACCUUGAAAGGGCAUGUCCUGUUGGGAAAGUUUGCCCAAUGCCAACCUCCAAAGGUUUAGCUACCAAAAUGAAGAAUGACAUAGCAUUUGUUGAAUUUAAAAUCUAAUAUAUUCAAAGUCUGUAGGUGUUAACUGUUACAACUUUGUAAGCCAUUAAGUUAAAUUGUUAAAUGGCGAAAUACUUCAAGAUACCACAAUAUUAACUCAGACCUACCAUAAGUUAAUGACUUAUUGAAAUAGUCUUUCAAAUUACCGGGCACAUUCCAAUCCUAGUUUUCUGUGAUAUUUUUUAUACUGGUAGCUUUAGUUUAUUAGAAUAGUAAUUGUGAAAUUCUCCAUACCAUUUCUUUUUUUUUUUUAAAGUCUUCUUCUAUAUCUUAAGGGCCCACGAUCAAUUUAUUGAUCAUUUUGGCUCCUAUGCAUGUAGAUGGGAUUUGCAAUGUUUCUGUUACUGGUGGUGAUGAGGAAAUUAUGCACUAGGGGUUUGAAGGCUUGAGGCAAUAGACACAAUGUGGCAUUAUUAUAAACUACAUAAAAAAAGUCUAUUGAUAUGCCAACUCAGCUUCUAUGUUUUGUUGCUUUGAUGUUAAUGACUUGUGGGAAUAAUCAAUAUAUUCGCUAACUUGCUUUUUAGUUGCAGCUUUAGGCUUUGUUGUUUGCAUUAUUUGCUAUAUACUGUUCAGCUUUUGCUUCCACUCAAGCUUAUAUUUUGAUGUUAUCUCAUGAUGAAAUAAUUAUGUGUGUAUUGAUGUGUUCAUGAACAUAAAAUUGACAAGUACUGCGUAUUAAAACUAACUUUCCCAUUCCAGUGCUUCUCAUAAUCGAAGUAAUGCUAAUAAACUACUGCUUUUUUAAAAGCUAUUUCACAAUGUAUUUAGAAAUAAACUACAGCUUGUUUAAAAACAUUUCUAUCUAUUUGUACGGGUAUUUCAAUAUUUCUAUUUAAAUAUUUCUAGUUCUAUUUUUAUAUUUGACAGAAAAUAACUGCCAGAGGAUGUAAAUCUCAUCACCAAUACUUUUUGUUUUCUUUUACAUACAGGGUAUUGUUUUGUUCCCUGGUAUACUUAUUUUGAAAUAAAUGUAUUAAAUUGUUCACAUUCCUACUGUCUCUUUUUGUUGCUUGUUUAAUUUUCUUACUAAUUUCACACUAACUCUUGAAAAUUGAAAAGUUUAGAAUAAGAGCAAAUGUGCACGUAGAUAAAUUUAGCAAUAUUCACUAAAUGCUAUGCAAUCUUUGCACUAUGCAAUUGCUUCAUUUUUGUGCCAAUUUUAAUGAGAUUACAAAAUAUAUAUAUGUUGAAUGGUUCCAAGAAUAUGUAAGUCUUUAAACUAGGGGCACUGCCUCCCUUCUUGACUGAAUGUAGCAAAAAAGUUUUAAAAAUAGCACCAAACUUUUAGGGUGCUGCGUAUAGUUAUAACCAGUAGCAGCUUAUACACUGAAAAAUACAGUGCCCCUACCAAUAUAUGGAUUUGUUUUUAUUCCUCUCACACUGUCCACAUAUGAUACAUAGAAUAUUAAUUUUACAAUUAUAAUAAUAAUAUAGUAUAUGUAAAUAUGAUUAGAGAAGUUAAGAAUUAUUUGGUAUUAAUGCUUUUAAUAAUGACCUUUAACCUGCUUAGGCUUUAUUUUCCUGGCAUUCCAUAUUUUAUUUCAUUUUUAUGUUUGUGGUCUUGCAUAAUCUACUGAGUGGAUGAAAUAUUCAAUGAUAAAUGUGUAACUUAACAGACUUAACUUUACAAUAAAGCACUAAAACUAAUGAUAGCACACAUAUAACAGACCUGUUUACCCUCAAACUCUUCAAAUCGUACAAUAUCAUCACAAAAUCGUUUAAAACAUUAUCUUAGUUGUAAAAUAAUAAACCUACAGUAUAAACAUGUAUACACCUUAGAAUCGUACAUUGUACGCCAAAAUCGUAAGAGUAAACAGGUCUGAUAUAAUAUAUAUACUGUCUGUAUGUUGUGGUGUAGUGAAUGCUAAAUACCUUAGUGCAGAGAUAAAGCUAGGUAAUUUACUAUUGAAAUUUUGUUAAUGGAAAUGUUCAAUUCAAUAGCAGCAUACAUCUGAUAUGAAGAGAGGAGGGAGGCAUAGAUUAUAUUAUAAGGAUAUUUUUAAGGUCACCAGUUUUGACAAGCUAUCAUUUUGACAAUGAUCAACAAAUACUUAGGGUUAAAGAAGCCAUUUGAAAAAUUGUACACCAGCUGUGACACCAGUAUACAUUUAUUAUAUAUAACUUAAAGAGACAGACUCAUGAUAAUUUGAUUUAUAAUUUUAAAAACAAAUGAUUUGAUCAAUAAGCGAAAAUAAAUUAUUUGAUAUUCAGUAAUAGUAAUAAUUACAAAUGAAUUAAGAAAACCCCAAACCAUUGUAAUUUUAUAUUCUUGGUACCUGGUAAAACUAUUAUAUUCCCCAUAUGUUAUGAUUAAGUGGUGAAGGUAAAAACCUGACCUCAAUAAUAAAGACUCAAACAUAUAUACUGGUAAUAAAUUCUACGCAAUGACAAGAUGCUCCAAAUUCUCAGGAUUAAUAAAAUCGGCGUUAGCUAUUGUAAUUGUAUGGACGAGUCUAAAGUUAACACAAAAUAUUCCUUAAGCCUUUCACUGUUUCAGAACUCACUGGAACACAAACCAUGUUUUCCAGUGGACACAGUACUCCAGAUGCGGCUAAGAAGCAUGUGACAUUCCAUGACUGCCUCAAUGGCAAAGAAAACCUAAGACAGAAAACGUCUUACUCUGCUCUGAUGCUCAACACAUUCACUGGGUUGUAUGGUGACAAAGAUUCUUACAGCACAGACCUAACUAAGUGGGAUGGAACCAAAGACAACUCCUACAGGGUCAAGGAUAGAGCUGUUGACUACAGGGUCAAGGAUAGAGCUGUUGACUACAGGAAAGAUGACAGGAGCAGCAAAAUAAUAUCCAGGAAUCUCUUGCACUUUCGAUAAUCUUUUUAAAUUUAAAGACACAAGAAUCCCUGGAGUGCCUUAGUUGAAAAAAAAGAGAUAUCUGUGAAAUAUAAACCAAGCAAGUACUGAAUUGCUGCUAUAGUUUUCUGUCAAAACAAUGAGGGAGUCUUGCAUCAUGCGGUACAAAGAUUUCUGCACUGAAAUAAUUAUGACAAGGCGUAUUUUUUUAUUUGUAUAUUUUCAUUUUUGUUAACAAAUGUUCAUGUUGAGUGGACCGGCAAUGUAAAGUGUAAGUCCAACUGACUGGAACCAGUCUAUGGACCAAUUUUUGGGAAAAGCUGCUCAAUAGAACCAAAAAUCAGGAUACUCUAUGACAGCGUUUUCCAAAUGAUGUGUCUUAUCAAACAGUACCAGGCCAUGAAAGCAAAAAUACUGGGUCAUGAAAAAAUUUAUGAAAUCAUAGCUUGGUGUUUUUUGCCACCCAUGAAACUCUUAAAUAACAGUAAAUAGCAUUAAAUCGAGACUAAAUAGGUCAACUUUUCACAGUCUCAUUGUUAGCAGCUAAUUUACCCACCCAGUUGAGUACGUCAAAGGCGGUUUGUUGUAAAUUCUUUUACAUUUUGGGGCACAGACACAGGAUAGCUAGGGAGCUUCGAGGAGGAGUUGUUUUAUUAAUGUAAAAUGUAUAUCCAGGCACAUUUGAGAAUGUGAAAGCAAAAGGCCCAAAAAUUAGGCAGAUGGGUGAAGGAGAAAUUAUCUUUUACUUUACUCCAAACCUGAAGUGUCUAGUUAACGAAAAUCAGAAUCAAACUUCAAUAAUAAAUUAUUCACCAGUUUUCUGUUUGAUUUUUGUACGACUUAAUGCUUUUUAAAGAAAUAUGUAAAAAUUGUGUGGACGUUCAAAUGUGUUUAAUGUUACCUAUUAGUAUUACCCAGGAUAAGCUAUACAAUUUUUAGUGGGUCAUGAAUGAGAAAUAUAAUUAAACAACCCCUUAAAACAUAGUUUUCUUAUUUUGUAUAAAAUUUAAGAUCGAGCAAUGGUGGGGUGGUGGGGGGCUGA
Molecule: messenger RNA, 10280 nt
Organism: Lymnaea stagnalis (great pond snail)
Lineage: Eukaryota; Metazoa; Mollusca; Gastropoda; Lymnaeidae
Source: the annotation of a GenBank genome assembly